Adineta steineri is the source of this 861-nucleotide messenger RNA. The record is from the annotation of a GenBank genome assembly. NCBI's taxonomy places the organism in Eukaryota, Metazoa, Rotifera, Eurotatoria, Adinetida, Adinetidae.
AUGAUUAUCAGUCUUAUUAUAGCUAUUGGACUUGGUAUCUGUUCUCUCUUGAUUAUCAUUUUUGAUACAACAUGUCAUACAUUACCAAUGAUGUUAGUUGCGAAUUCAAGUUUAACACAAAUUCUAUUUGCAACUGUUUUACUCAUGAUGACUAUAUUUUCAUUAGAAAAUGAUAUCAAACAACGUUAUUAUUAUGAUUUAUUUUGUAUAAUUCGUGGUUAUUUAAGUUAUGCUUCAUGUACAGCAAUGAAUUAUUCGUUUUUAUUACAAGCAAUCUAUCGAUAUUUAAUAGUUUUUUAUCCAAUUAAUUUAUUUUGGCAGUCAAAACGAAUUCAAAUGUUACUUGUCGUUGUAACAUGGAUGUUCUCUUAUAUAUACCCAUUCGCGUUUAUAUUUACAGGUGAUAUUACUUAUAAUUCUAGUAAUCAAUUAUGUCAAAUUCCAUUACAUCUUUCUUUUUCACUUCUUUUUGUUAUAUUCAAUGGUUAUCUUGGUCCUGUAAUGGCAAUACAAAUAAUUUAUUUAAAAUUAGUUCGAUAUGUAAAAGAGAUCAGUAAACAGGCGCUAACAACUAGGAAUAAUUUACCACGUAUACGAAGAGAAUUGAAAAUGGUUCGUCGUAUAGUUACAAUCACUGCGAUAUUAGUUAUACUUGGUUUACCUUACACAUCAUUUCUAUUUAUGUCAUUUUUUACUCAGCCACCCACAUAUUAUUAUCGAAUAUCUGCUAUAUUUACGAAUCCAUCAUUAAUAUUUAUUAUGAUUGCUUUAUUUCAGUUUACAGAUCCAUUAAAAUCAUUUGUAAUGAGAAAAAUAAACUUUCGGCGAGAAACAGUGGUACCAACUGUAGGACAAAGAUGA